Molecule: messenger RNA, 825 nt
Organism: Punctularia strigosozonata HHB-11173 SS5
Lineage: Eukaryota; Fungi; Basidiomycota; Agaricomycetes; Corticiales; Punctulariaceae
Product: NAD(P)-binding protein
Exons: 5
Coding region: 1-825 (274 amino acids)
Source: RefSeq, a predicted model, not a curated record
AUGGCUCCCCUCGUCUAUUUGGUGUCUGGUGCAAACCGCGGACUCGGACUCGGUCUCGUGAAGGCGCUGUCAGCUCGCGAAAACACCGUCGUCUUUGCUGGAGCGCGCAACCCUGACGGCGCCAAAGAUCUGCAGGCUCUCGCGGCCCAACGACCCGAGAAGCUAUAUAUUGUCAAGCUGGUAUCGGGCGAUGUCCAAGGAAGCGAGGCGGCGAUCUCGUUCAUUCGCGACAAGGCUGGUCGGUUAGACGUCGUCAUCGCCAAUGCCGCAAUAUGUUUGGCAUACGGACCUGCAUACAAGGCCUCGGAAGACGAUCUGCGGCAACACUUCGAGGUCCGUAAUGGAUUGGAUACCUCUUUGUUCACGGAUGCCGCGCUCAUAUCAGUGUCUCCCGAGGUGAACGUCAUCGGCACUUUCGUGCUGUUCAAAGCUGCGCUUCCACUGCUCAAGGCCAGCAGCGCGUCUGAAUCUGCUCCGCCCAAGUUCGUCGCGGUGUCGUCGCUAGCUGGCGGUCUCGAGCGUGGGGCAAGCGGUCCAUUCGAGAUGACGCCGUACGCCAUUUCGAAGGCGGCGGAGAACUUUCUGGCGCGUAAGCUGCACUUCGAACACGAGAAGGACGGGUUGGUGGUUUUUCCUAUAUGCCCUGGCUUGGUCGACACUGAUAUGGCCAACUACGGCGCUGAACGCGACGAGGGCGUACGCUCGAGGAAGUUCAAGACGGUAGAUGACACUGCGGCUCUACUGCUGAAGGUGAUAGACAGAGCCACACAAGAGAACGAGGGAGGCCAGUUCAUGAGCUUCGACGGGACGAAAAUUCCGUGGUGA